Messenger RNA from Nicotiana tabacum (common tobacco), 1238 nucleotides. NCBI's taxonomy places the organism in Eukaryota, Viridiplantae, Streptophyta, Magnoliopsida, Solanales, Solanaceae. The record is from RefSeq and is a predicted model, not a curated record.
AAAGGGGAGGAAUGGGAUGAUAGUCUACAAUCAAAGGAGCAAAUUGAAGCAAGUUUGCUCAGCAAAUAUGAAGCUGCAACGAGACGAGAAAGAGCACUAGCCUAUUCAUAUUCCCACCAGCAAACCUGGAAGAAGUCGUCAAAAUCUACCAAUUUGUUGUUUAUGGAUCCAACCAAUCCUCAAUGGGGUUGGAGUUGGUUAGAGCGAUGGAUGGGUGCUAGGCCAACGGAAACCCAAAGCAUGUCGGAGAAAGAACUUAAAAGUGAUCACAUGUCUGUUAGAAGUGCCAGUGUGAGCAUUGCUGGAGGAGAAAUUACCAAGGCAUUUGCCCGGCAUCAGCUGAAUUCUGAACUCCCUUCUUCUCCAUCCAGCCAAAAGCCAAACCGUCGUUCAAGCCGCCAGUCCCCUACUACCCCUUCCAAGCCAGGCCCUACUACCCAUUCCAAGCCAGGCGCUUCUCCAACAGCUAGAAAACUAAAACCAGCGAGUGCAAGAGUCAGUGCAAUAAACCAAGAUGAUGACUCACGAAGCGUGUUUAGUGUUCAAUCAGAACGGAACAGGAGGCACAGCAUUGCAGGGUCAUCCGUAAGAGAUGAUGAGGAGAGCUUGGCAAGUUCCUCCUCGGUGCCAAGUUAUAUGGCUUCCACUCAGUCAGCAAAAGCAAGAACGCGGUUGCAAAGCCCAUUGGGCAUGGAAAACGGUACAACACCAGAAAAGGGAUCAGCAGGUUCUGUGAAGAAGCGACUCUCUUACUCAGCUUCACCAGCCAUUACAAGGCGGCAUUCAGGCCCACCAAAGAUCGAGAGUAUCUCCACAAGCACAAAUACUUCUAUUGCUGGCGUUUACGCGAAUGGAGUUGUCAACUGACUCAUCUUGUCACAAGUAUUAAAGCUGUCCCUCGGCCCUGCAAUACCAGUUAAAUGCAGAGAAGAUAUAAGGAUUUGAAACAAGGCAUUAUUUGAUCGAUUCGUGCAACUUCAACUUCUGCAUAAAAUCAAUAUGAAGUCGUUACUUUAUGUGUAUGCCUGCGCGUACUUGCUUUUUAAUUUAUCAAAAAAAAAAAAAAAUUGAUACAUGCUUUUUAAUUUUUUUUUCCUCCCACGAGUGUUGAUGAUUUCAGAUUGUGAUAGUUGUGAAUUUAUUUUAGAGAAACGUUUUUUUUCAUUGUGAUUAUAUGAUUCCAUCUUUAGUAUGUACACAAUAUAGUGAAAAGAGAGACUGUUUCUUUAUUUAGUCAA